CAGGUGGUGGUGGCGGGGUGUAUAAUAUGGUUAGCAGGCAGGCAGGGAGUAGACGUGCUGGACUGGGUUUUCUAAAUGCUACGGAGCAGAAGUUUUGAGUCGAAAUGGCGUUACCGCGACAGAGAAAUGCGAAAGGCUCCAAUGCAACUGAGAUAGAGAAGAAAAUUAAAAGGGGUAACGCACUACGGCAGGGAUCCACAUGGAGAAGUUCCCGAGGCCUCAUGGCCUUGCUGCUGGUUGCUCUGUCUGUGUUUGGGGUGGCUGGGUGGCUGUACGUGUCCUCUCUGGACAGUGACAUCACAGAAACAUUGGUCAGCAAGAGUGAGCUGGUCUCUCCGCAGCCCAGAGUCUACAGUGUCCAGUGCUCUGAAGACUAUCAGAACUACCAACGCUAUCCAGGAUGCACCCCUCUGAAGUGUGGUCGUGCAGUUACAGACAACGUGGUAACAAAGGAGGAAGCUCAGGUCCUCAGGAGGCUGGCUGAGAGGGGGCUUGCGCUGGCUGGCUCAGGGGGAGGAGCCUCCAUACUGGAUUUGCACUCUGGAGCGUUGUCAAUGGGAAAACAGUUUGUCAACAUCUACAGGUACUUUGGGGAUCAGAUCGGGGAGGUGUUCACUCAGGAGGAUUUCCAGCUUUACAGGAAUGUACGCAAGCGAAUUCAAGCAGCUAUUGCCGAGACAUUUGAUUUGGACCCAACUCUGAUGUACCUCACCAAGCCCACCUUCUUCUCCAGAAUCAACAGCACGGAAGCCAAGACCCAGCAUGACGAGUACUGGCACCCACACAUAGAUAAGGUGACUUAUGGCUCUUUUGACUACACCUCCCUCCUCUACCUGUCUGACUAUGGCUCUGACUUCACUGGAGGAAGAUUUAUCUUCAUGGACCAAAACGCCAACCGGACAGUGGAACCACGGGCAGGACGAGUCUCUUUCUUCUCUUCCGGCUCGGAGAACCUCCACCGCGUAGAAAAGGUGACAUGGGGGACGAGAUACGCCAUCACCGUGUCCUUCACCUGCGACCCUGCACACGCCAUCUCCGACCCCGCCAUGCCCGAAGGCACCCAUGGGUGACGGUGACAGCGCUGCCCACUGGCUUGGUGAAGCCCUGCAGUAGAGAUUGGGAGCGCGGGGGUAGGGAAAGAAAGAGGGGAGGAGAAGAGCGAUGAAGUGAGAUUUUAUACGUCGGUUGUACUUGCAACAAUCAUAAACUUUAGCUGCACGGGCAAUAUCUGUAAUUUAUUUUUAUAUUGUAGAUAUUGACCUGCUGUCUGUUAUGAUUGUGCCGCAGAAAAUAAGGCCACAUACUUGCACCCUCUCUUUUGUUAGAGGUCUUUUCUUAUUUUUUAGACCCUUGUCUAUUUUUAUCCAAUUUUCUACAGCAGUAGCUUUUUUUUAAAUCAUAAUCGCUGGUAUUAGACCUGUUUGGGUUCCCCACAGGUUUCCACAAUCCGCUCUUCUUGAUCGUUGGGGGUUGGCUUCAGCAGAAAUUGCCUCUCGGCUAAAACGGUUUCAACAAGGCUAAAGUGGGAUUGUGUAUUUUCGGCAUGUCUGUGUAUUUUUGUUAUUUUAAGAAGUGAGCUGUCAAUUCCU
Scomber japonicus (chub mackerel) is the source of this 1589-nucleotide messenger RNA. RefSeq names its product urotensin-2 receptor 2 (gene ogfod3). Bases 105 to 1070 code for a protein of 321 amino acids. NCBI's taxonomy places the organism in Eukaryota, Metazoa, Chordata, Actinopteri, Scombriformes, Scombridae. Gene Ontology annotation, cellular component: membrane. Gene Ontology annotation, molecular function: iron ion binding; L-ascorbic acid binding; oxidoreductase activity, acting on paired donors, with incorporation or reduction of molecular oxygen. The transcript has 9 exons. The record is from RefSeq and is a predicted model, not a curated record.